This is a messenger RNA of Danaus chrysippus (African queen), 921 nucleotides long. NCBI's taxonomy places the organism in Eukaryota, Metazoa, Arthropoda, Insecta, Lepidoptera, Nymphalidae. The record is from the annotation of a GenBank genome assembly.
AUGUUGUGCCACUUAAAAAGAUCCCGAGCAAUCACCUCGUUAAAGAGGUUUGUGUCACAACAAACCUCAAACGACGGCUCUCUUCAGUAUUGUGCUAACGUCGUGAGACAGCAUGAUUAUGAAAAUUAUUUGGCAACUCUCCUUAUGACGAAAGCUAUUCGAUCGCCCGCUUUUGUUAUACGAGCUUUUAACGCUGAAGUGGCAAGAGUACAGGAUCAAACAAAAGAUCCUCAGACAGCAGCAAUGAGGCUUCAGUUCUGGCAGGAUUCACUGAACUCUCUAUACAGUAAUAAUCCAAAUCCUACCAACAUAAAUGCAAACCCAAUAACUCAGGAACUUCAUAAGGUUUGCUUAAGUUAUAAACUACCAAAACGAUACUUAGAAAGAUUAAUUUCAUCACGGAGUGGACUGUUGAAGAUGAAAUAUUUUAGUACAUUAGAGGAUGUUGAGAAGUAUUCUGAGAACACUGUUUCAACAAUUUAUUAUUUACUUCUCUUUGUGGCCGGUGUAACCGAUGUUCAUGCUGAUCAUGCAGCUUCACACUUAGGAAAAGCUCAAGGAAUAGCUAAUAUAUUAAGAUCUGUCCAUGUGUUUAGUCAUCACAAAUCAGUGUCUCUGCCUAUGGAUGUACUAAUGAAGUACCAAGUAAGCCAAGAAUCUGUUUUAAGAGGAAAGGACAAUGAGAAUAUAAGGAAUGCUGUGUUUGAAAUAGCAUCACGAGCAAAUAGUCAUUUACAGAAAGGUCGGAGUAUAAAUGUACCAAAGAUAACAAAACAAAUGUUUCUGCCAGCAGUAGCCAUCGAAAGAUACCUGAACAAACUACAAAAAGUAAACUUUGAUGUUUUCAACAAAUCAUUAAUGCUAAGCAGUCCUAUAUUACCAAUUAGCUUAUACUGGAAAAGAAUAUUAAAUAAAUAUUAG